UAUGGGUCCAGACACUCUCACUCACCAUGCCCAUUAUAAUAUUGCAAAACCAAUUGCUAUUUAACAAGUUACAAUCUGUGCAUGUGUGUUAUUAUGUUCUUGCAUGUCUAAUGACCACUGUGCCUUGAUUCUGAUUCAAGGUUAUAAUGGGUUUCUUGGAUUUCAACAAUCCUGUCAGAAACAGAACCUUGAUGUUAUGUUUUGUGCUACAUUUGAUGCUUUAUUUGUUGAUAUCAUGUGAUUUUGUUGUGAGCAAGGAGUGUACUAAUGCUUUUCUUCCCACACUUUCAUCACACACACUUAGAUAUGAGUUGCAAAUAACAAAUAAUCGGACGUGGGUAAAUGAGAUGUUUUCGCUUUACUAUCUUGAUCAUAGCUCUCCUUGGGCUAAUGUGAUUCCUGGGAAGGUUUUGAGGGGGGAUGAUGAACUUGGUUGGAAUUCCAUGCGUGAGAAGAUGCUUGGUUCAAGUGGAUUCCGUGUUCCUCAUUCUCUUCUCAAGGAAUUGUCGUUGCAUAAUGUGAGAUUGGACAGGGACUCGAUUCAUGGCCGGGCUCAGCAGACGAACUUGGAUUAUUUGUUGAUGUUGGAUGUUGAUAGAUUGGUUUGGAGCUUUAGGAAGACUGCUAAUUUGCCAACUCCAGGUGCUCCUUAUGGAGGUUGGGAGGCCCCAAAUAUCGAUAUUCGAGGGCACUUUGUAGGACAUUUCUUGAGCGCUUCAGCACAAAUGUGGGCUAGUACUCACAACGACGCUCUGAAAGAGAAGAUGUCUGCGGUGGUUCUUGCUCUAUUCGACUGUCAGAACAAAAUGGGAACUGGCUACCUUUCUGCUUUCCCUUCUGAACUAUUUGAUCGAUUUGAGGCUAUAAAACCUGUGUGGGCGCCAUAUUACACCAUUCACAAGAUAAUGGCAGGUCUGUUAGAUCAGUAUUUAUUUGCUUCUGAUGCUCGAGCUUUGGGUAUGGUGACAUGGAUGGCUGAUUACUUCUACAAUCGCGUAAGAAAUGUGAUUUUGAAGUACACCGUAGAGAGACACUGGCAGUCACUGAAUGAAGAAACGGGUGGCAUGAAUGAUGUCCUGUAUAAACUCUAUGACGUAACAAAAAAUUCUUCGCAUUUGUUGUUGGCUCACCUCUUCGACAAACCCUGCUUUUUAGGUAUACUUGCUGUACAGGCUGACGAUAUAUCGGGGUUUCACUCAAACACACACAUUCCAGUUGUCAUCGGUUCUCAACAGAGAUAUGAAAUUACAGGCGAUCCACUUUACAGGGAAAUAGGGAGGUUUUUUUUGGAUGUUGUGAAUUCUUCUCAUGCAUAUGCCACCGGAGGGACAUCAGAAUCUGAGUUCUGGCAAGAACCAAAUCGUUUAGCAAAUUAUCUACAAACUGAGACUGAAGAGUCUUGUACAACCUAUAAUAUGCUAAAGGUUGCACGCCACUUAUUUAGGUGGACUAAAGAUACAGUGUACGCGGAUUAUUAUGAACGAGCUUUUACAAAUGGAGUACUCAGUAUUCAAAGAGGAACAGAACCUGGAGUGAUGAUUUAUACACUACCAUUAGGCCAUGGUCAGUCCAAGGCGGUAAGCCAGCAUGGAUGGGGAACAAAGGAUAAUAGUUUCUGGUGCUGCUAUGGAACAGGAAUUGAAUCAUUCUCAAAGUUAGGAGAUUCGAUAUACUUUGAAGAAGAGGGACAAGUUCCAGGCAUUUACGUUAUUCAGUACAUAUCAAGCUCAGUUUACUGGGUAUCUGGGGAUGUUUUGCUAGUUCAAAAAGUAAUGCCUGUUGUAUCAUGGGACAAUCACCUUCAUGUGACCUUAACGGUUUCCCCAAGACAGACAGAAGCCAAGCGGUCAACAUUAAACUUGAGAAUGCCGAUAUGGACAUAUUUAGAUGGUGCCACGGCAACAUUGAAUAAAAAACAAUUGCCUCUUCCUAGUCCAGGUAGUUUCUUGUCAGUAACUCGAAAGUGGAGAACUAAUGACAUUAUCUCUCUGACACUACCAAUGAGCAUCCGAACAGAGGCCAUCAAAGAUGAUCGGCCUGAAUAUUCCCAUGACAAAGCAAUUUUAUAUGGCCCGUAUCUUCUUGUUGGUUUGAGCGAUGGUGAUUAUCAUCUAAAUCCAAAACCAGCUGAUCCUCCCUCAGGAUGGAUGACUCCAGUUCCAGCUGAAUACAAUUCACAUUUAAUUUCGCUUACCAGAGAGUCUGAAGACUCAACACUCAGUCUCAAAAAAAAUAAAACCAGCAUUGUACUAGAUCAUUUACCUGAGCCAGGGGCAAACCAUUCCGUCCAUGCCACUUUUAGAAUUGUCACCAAGGACAGAUACCUGAACAAUUUUACGACAAGAGAGAUCAUGGGGAGAGCAGUUAUGCUAGAGCCAUUUGAUCAUCCAGGCAUGGUUCUUAUGCACAAUGGCGAAAAUGAGAACCUUGAGGUGCAACCUGACUCAGAUCAUAGUUACUCAGUUUUUCGUUUCGUUGAGGGACUGGACUACAAGGAAGGGUCUGUUUCGUUAGAAUCUAGCAGCCAUAAGAGCUGUUUUGUGUAUAGUGAGCAUGAAAUAGGUGCAGCUGUGAAGCUCAAGUGUUGUUUAAAGUCAUUGGACAAGAGGUUCAAAGAGGCAGCUAGCUUUAGAGUGAGAGAAGGAGUUAGCAAAUAUGAUCCUAUUAGCUUUACAGCCAAAGGGAGCACAAGGAACUUUCUUAUGCAACCAAUACUUAGCAUUAGAGAUGAAAAUUACAAUGUGUAUUUCAGUAUCUAAUUCAGAUCAAUAUAACUGUUAAAUUGUGAUUUA
This is a messenger RNA of Daucus carota subsp. sativus, 2792 nucleotides long. RefSeq lists its product as uncharacterized. Bases 147 to 2759 code for a protein of 870 amino acids. The record is from RefSeq and is a predicted model, not a curated record. Gene Ontology annotation, molecular function: alpha-L-arabinofuranosidase activity. Gene Ontology annotation, biological process: L-arabinose metabolic process. The transcript is spliced from 11 exons. NCBI's taxonomy places the organism in Eukaryota, Viridiplantae, Streptophyta, Magnoliopsida, Apiales, Apiaceae.